Aspergillus chevalieri is the source of this 669-nucleotide messenger RNA. RefSeq lists its product as uncharacterized. The transcript has a single exon. The coding region runs from base 1 to 669 and encodes 222 amino acids. The record is from RefSeq and is a predicted model, not a curated record. Lineage: Eukaryota; Fungi; Ascomycota; Eurotiomycetes; Eurotiales; Aspergillaceae.
AUGUCCUCUAACGGACUCUGGACCCAGGCUUUACCGGACAACAAAUCUAUGGUGCAGGAUUCUUCACCGGUUGCUCAGCGAAAGGAUGAUAAACAAGAAGAUAAGGAUCGAAAAGAAGGCAAUCCCGAGCGCGGACCGCACUCAGAUAAUGACUUCGUCCAGAAUCCAUUCUACGAAAUUGACAAGGCUCACGAGGAGCGUCAACGACGAGAAUCAGAAAUAGCAGAAGACCGAAACUCCCCCUAUAACGACGACGACCCUACAUUCAUGGGCUUCUCUCCUUCCCCCUCUCCACGCAGGACGAAACGCGAGCCCAACAACCCCAAAUCUACGACCAAAUCCCAAGAGGAAUCCCAAAUAAGCUCCGUCCCGGAAUCCCAAUGGCAAGAAGCCAGUGAAAACAAAGAACACAAAACAGAUGCACCGACGGAGGAACACCAACUACCACACGCAUCCCAGUUCUCGGACAUCGACUUCGUGGACCUGACUCAAUUUAGUCCACCCGCGUCCAUCGAGGGUAGUGAUGAGGAUUCCGCAAGGUCGCAGCGACUGCGGAAGGGUCCGGGAUGGGUGCAGAAGAAUAUCCCGCCAACAAAGCGACGAACGAGGAAGUCGAAGGAUGUUAAUGUUAGCUCGCCGAGUUCAAAGGGGAGGCGGAGGAGGACUUGA